AUGGAUCACUCGCACAUGGGCCAUGGCGGUAUGGAUCACGGUGGGAUGGACCACGGCGACGGGCAGUGUGUAACAAACAUGCUGUUUACAUGGUCAUCCAAAAACGUCUGCGUUGUCUUUCCUGAAUGGCGCAUCACCGGCACUGGCUCUCUCAUCGCCUCCCUCCUCGCUAUCAUCCUCCUCACGGCCGCCUACGAAGCUGUCCGAAGCUUUACACGCAUCUAUGAAGCAAACCACACCCAACGCCUGAGGGCAUACUCCUCAACUGUCGUGACCGGUAUGUUUUUUCCUCUCCUCUCUCAUAUGUCCUGGGUUUUCUUUUCCCCCCGCCAGCCUAUUGCUGAAGCUCGGGCGUCUUUGCAAGACAAUGAGAACAUUCAACAAUCCGUGGACGACGCCGAGACAGGUCGAUCCGGAGGUCUUUCGAACUUCACCAGCUCACUGCUUGUAGGCAGGGACAGCAAGCAAGCGCUGGAGCAGCGAGGCAAGAUAGUAAUGGCCCUGUUGCUUCUUUUCAUGACAUACAACGGCUGGAUUAUGCUUGCCGUAGCUGUUGGCGCGUUCGUUGGAUAUUUGGUCUUUGGAGGCGGCUCGUCUGCAACAAAGUCGGCAGCUUGUCACUAA
Talaromyces rugulosus is the source of this 624-nucleotide messenger RNA. RefSeq lists its product as uncharacterized. Gene Ontology annotation, cellular component: membrane. The transcript has 3 exons. Bases 1 to 624 code for a protein of 207 amino acids. Gene Ontology annotation, molecular function: copper ion transmembrane transporter activity. Lineage: Eukaryota; Fungi; Ascomycota; Eurotiomycetes; Eurotiales; Trichocomaceae. Gene Ontology annotation, biological process: copper ion transmembrane transport. The record is from RefSeq and is a predicted model, not a curated record.